Molecule: messenger RNA, 1481 nt
Organism: Dendronephthya gigantea
Lineage: Eukaryota; Metazoa; Cnidaria; Anthozoa; Malacalcyonacea; Nephtheidae
Product: interaptin-like
Exons: 2
Coding region: 93-1481 (462 amino acids)
Source: RefSeq, a predicted model, not a curated record
UGAAAAAUACAGUUUGGAAUUUUACGAAAAGAUAAUAACGCCGCCAGGGAAAGGUUGAAAGCAAGGUUUUUAGAUCGGAAAAAAAACAGAACAUGGCCGGAACAAGCUUGCCUGUGGAUAUUUCCAUCCUGGAGGAUCAGGUUAUUGAGGUGACCGAAAUGGAGGAUGCGAUGGAGGAAUGCAUGAUGUUUGUUAAAAAGUUGAGCGAGACGAGCUUGACCGAAAUGGAAAAGGAAAAGCAGAAACUUCAAGAACUUUUACAAAAGGCCGAGAAAGAAAUGAGAAAUACAAAGCAGGCUUUGAAACGGAGUUGUUCGAAGCGCGAUGAGUGGAGGGAUAAAUGCUUGUUGGAAAGAGACGUGAAGACUCACGCUGAACGACAACUCAAGGAUGCGAAGCAACGCAUUCAGAAAAUGGAAACGGUCAUCGAGGAGCAUAAGAACAGUAUGAAAAGCUUGCAACAGCAGAAGGCCCGCAGCACAGAAACGGCGAAGGAGCUGAGGGAUAAAAUCGUGGCUGAGAAAACGAGAAAACAGCAGCUCGAAGGUGAACUUUGCGAGGCUAAAAAAUCUUUGGAAAAAGUGAAGUCGGACAACGAAGAGCUACAGAAGCAAUUGCAUAACGAAUCUCAAAAGUCGAUGCAACGUGCGAACAUCGGGGAGGAUCAUCUCGCUGCGCUGAAAAGACAACUCGCGCAGGAGAAAACGCAGUUCGCAUCCUUCGAGAAAGAAAGCGCCGGACGCAUCCGCCAUCUUGAGGAGAAGAUCUCCGAGCAGCAAGCCAUCAACAAGAGGCUGAGCGACGAAGCCGAGACGAACAUCUCCGAGCUCGAAAUGAAGUUGAGCACAAGCGAAGAAGCGGUGAUUCAGCUAAGGAAAUGCAACGAGGAUCUGCGUGAGAAGUUGAGCGACGUCGAGAAGGAUUCCGAGAAAUUCGAAGGAAGAUUCGAAGCGUUGCGCUCGGAAAACGAGGCACUGAUUGAUCAAAAAGACACGAGAAUUUGUGAGUUGGUCGAACAACUUAAAGAGACCAAGAAGAAAUUGACGGACAGCGAGAUGGAACUCUCAAAAAGGGAUGACAAGACAAUGGAGUCGAAACAAGAGCAAACGGAGAACAAAUCUUGGGCCAACAUUGUGGACGAGGAAUCCCUCCAGGAACUGCAAGAAAAGUACGACAAACUUCACGAGGAACACAGUGUCAUCCAAAGACAAUUCGCGCAUUUGAAGAAGCACCGUAAUCAAGUGCUUCGGGAGAACAACGAGCUUCACUACCACGUUCAGAUGGCCACAUUACAACUGGCAUCCGGGAACACGCGCUUUCGUCAGCAGAUCGAUCAGUUUCGAGUUCGUCUCCAGGUCGCAGAGAGCAUGUACGAGGACAAGGUUCUGGAGUGUAACAUGCUCGAUAGUCAGCUGAAACAGGUGUUUAACGGGGAAAUGUACGCAGGGGAAGUUGUUUACCCCGGACACGGGUACGUGUGA